AUGGCAUCCAUCUAUCCGAUAUCAGGAUCAGAUUCAGCUUCGCCAUCAAGCGUCAGAGGCGCUUCAUCAGAUCCACCUUCACAUCCGACGAAUGGGCAUCAUCCAACUGUCCAUCACCACCCUUACCAAUCAGAAUCACCAUUUGGUAGAUUCGAUCAUGGAAAGAAGAAGAAUGUCAAGAUGGUCUCGACUAAUGGGGUCGGAGACUCCUCGCCGAAGGAAGGUCCAGUCAAAGCUGCGUGCCUGAGCUGUAGGAGCAAAAAGGCCAAAUGUGAUGGGGUCAAACCAGUUUGCGCAGCGUGCGCAAAGAAAGGCUUAUUGUGCGAGUAUGUCAAAUCUCGUCGAGGUGGGCCCCGUGUCAGACGACCGCCUCCGCCUUCUGCUCUUCGACAGUUCUUGUCCAAACUCGACGCAUUCUGGGUGGAUCGUGGCGAUGGUGUGCCGUGUGGUCAAGCCAGCGAGAAUGAGGACACGACCAAUAUCGUUCGAACCUUUUCCUCACGGGACGAGAUUCUCCGGUGCUACUACACUGAACUUCACCCUUUCCUCCCCGUCAUGCCUUUGCGCAAAUGGAUACAUGAAGUUUCCGGUAUCCUCUUACCGAAAUCGCCUUUCCUCCUCGCUUCAUCAACCCUCCUCGUCCUCGCGCCACACACCCAAGAUCCUGCACCAGGGUCACCGAAUUCCAAGCGACUCCGGUCCGCCGCUGCGCAUCAAUUGGCCCAGGAAACUAUCACGACAGUCGACCAGCUCAUCAGCGCGGGUCAAGCCAACGUGGAGUGUGUACAGGCCUUGACAAUGUUGUCGAUGUACACUUGGGGAGCCACCCUGAAUCUAGGACUCACCAACACGUACGCUGAAAGAGCCAUCAACCUCUCCAUUCAGCUCGGCAUGAACUUUUUAGAUCAUGGCAAUCGCUCGCCGACAGGCAACGCCGUGGAAGAUGGCGAGUGGCAAAAGGACAUGAUCAGGCGGACGUUCUGGGUCGCAUAUGCCCAGCAAAUGGUCACGACAUUGUCCGCCGGUCUACCAGCUUUCAUGCCUUAUACUGACGAGUCUCAAUUCGAGAUCGACUUCCCGGCCUGUACCAUAAAUGAUCGAUCCUGGUCACAAUGGAUCAAUGCUCAGAGGCGAAUUCAAGCGGUUCUCGAAGCUGUCGGCUCCGUCUACUACCAGCGGGCAGCUCUGCAAGCCUCGACGCACGGUAUGACCUCGUUCAACACGGCAGAGGAAGUGCAAAGAGAUAUCGACACUCGUCGGCAAAUGAUCAACAUGGAUACCGAGAUCCUCAACAUGCUCAAAAAGACAGAGCAAGAUCUCGUCGUGGAAUUUGUGCCCGGUGGCGAAGAAGAAGUGGUCCGAAAUCUCCAACUUGCCGUCAAAUUUGGAAUGGCCGCUGUCCAUAUCCACAUUCAUCGACAUCAGGCAUUCCCUGAAGUGUCACUUUUCAGCAAGAUCAUGUGUGGACUUCCUGGAUUGCACCAAAAUGUGGAGGUGUCUUCGGAUUCUCCAGUAGGAUCCACCGAUAUGUCAGCUUUGCCUUCUUCCAGUGGCACAGCUUCAAACAUGGCACCUGCAGUCUCGAAUAGCGUGCAGCAGGUCAACUCGACGCCCGGAUCCGAUACCUUGAUAUCGGACUAUGUUGCGGACGAGUACACCGAUAUGGAGGCACUUUGGCAACCCGAGACGUUCCCGGAGCAUCUUCCAGAACCCUGGUUCGCUCACUCUGGAGGCGCAGGCGCAUUAUAUGCCCCCGUGGACAUCAUCCCUGCUCCUUUUGUCCCUCUCGCUCCGGCUGCACAGAUCAUCCCUCCGGGCGCAUACUCUGGUCAAGAUGGUCGACCAGUGGCCAACAAGGGGAGCUCGAGCGGAGGCAGUCCAGUGCCCUCUACUCAGUCUGCCGCAUCGUCCAAGCCUAGCAAACCCUGGGGAGUGGAUGACGACGAUAAGCCGGAAAAGGUCUCAGAAUACGAGAGCCAUCCCAUGACGGUCUUUCCGCCGGGUGUUUCGCUCGAGCGGUGCGCAACGGCUGCUCGGGCCAUCAUUCGUUUGGAAGUACUGCAUCGAAGUGCCCAGAUCGCCAUGUACGAUGGAGCGCCCCGAUGGAUGCCAUUUUGCUCCUGUGGUCUCGUCGUUGGAGCCUACGCUUUCCUCCUUUUGGCUUUGGCUGUUCAAGCUGAACACGCCUACCAGACACCGAGCAAAGAGGCGGUCGAGCAGAUUGAGGGGCUGUUGACAAAUGUCAAGGUUAUCGUGGCGGGUCUGGAGGCUUACGGCGUGAUGUGGGAUGGAAUAGGUCAGAUGGGCCGGGAAGUAAGGGCGGCCUUGGAAGCUGCGGCGAGACUUCCGGAUGAGAUGAGAGCUCAGAUGGUCGCGUAUCAGAAUUCAGAUCAGACGGCUCUGACGAACGGGAAUGGAUACGGAGACAGCGUGUACGAUCAUUUCGCGGAGGGGUCGAUGAACGGUCAACUGGAUGAGAACGGAGAGGUUGUCCAGGUCGCACGAUGGGUGUGA
Molecule: messenger RNA, 2514 nt
Organism: Kockovaella imperatae
Lineage: Eukaryota; Fungi; Basidiomycota; Tremellomycetes; Tremellales; Cuniculitremaceae
Exons: 6
Coding region: 1-2514 (837 amino acids)
Biological process (GO): regulation of DNA-templated transcription
Molecular function (GO): zinc ion binding; DNA-binding transcription factor activity, RNA polymerase II-specific
Source: RefSeq, a predicted model, not a curated record